Messenger RNA from Lodderomyces pseudojiufengensis, 9324 nucleotides. RefSeq lists its product as uncharacterized. Gene Ontology annotation, biological process: dynein-driven meiotic oscillatory nuclear movement; maintenance of protein location in cell cortex; establishment of mitochondrion localization. Lineage: Eukaryota; Fungi; Ascomycota; Pichiomycetes; Serinales; Debaryomycetaceae. The transcript has a single exon. Gene Ontology annotation, cellular component: mitochondrion; cellular bud tip; cell cortex. Bases 1 to 9324 code for a protein of 3107 amino acids. Gene Ontology annotation, molecular function: tubulin binding; phospholipid binding. The record is from RefSeq and is a predicted model, not a curated record.
AUGUCUUCAAAAGAAAGACUGUCUAAGGAUGAGCUAAGAGGUCAAUUUUCAGAUUUACAGAAGAGAUUAUUUAGCAAAAAACCGCAACACAAUGCAUUAAAGGAAUCAAAUCAACCAAUCCUAACACCAUUACCAUUACAAAGCUCGUCACCAGAUCGAAACUUAAGUAUAGAACCGCUAGAUGAUCAAGAAAAUAAUUUGGGAGUCUUUUUACCACCAACCAAAAGAACAGCUAGUGGUUCGUUAAGUUCGACAGGUUCUAAGUCUAAAAGGUUAGAUUUAUCCCAAUCUCAUAAUUCGUCUUUGUCAAUGGGUCCGCAAUCUAAGGGAGAUGAUAUGAAUUUUGUUGUUGGAUUAAGUGAAAAUUUGUUGACUGAAUGUAGAAGAUUGAAUGCUGAGAAUAGUAAAUUGAAACUGAAAUUAAAAGGAGCAACUGAAGAUAUACAAUCAUUUAAAGAUGAAAUAUUAGAGUUGAAAAAUCAUAAUAAAAUUUAUAAUUCAAAUGAAUUGGAGUUGAAAGAAAAGAACUGGCAAUUGGAGAAUCAAUUAAUCAAUUUGAAUGAGGAAUUUUCAUCAUUGAACAAUGAUCAUGAUAAUUUAAAAAUCAUAAAGUCGGAAUUGGUCACUAAAAUAAAUACUUUAUCCAAAGAACAUGAUGAUAUAGAGCAGACUAAUAACUCAUUAAUCACCAAAAUUGAAAAUACUGAGAAAAACUAUAAAAGACAAAUUAGUGAAUUGAAUGAGAGAAUAAAUGGACUUAAUGAUGAAAAUGAUUCUUUACAUGGUAAAUUGUACGGAGACAAGAGUGUUCUGAUCAUUCAAGGUGAUAGUACAACAAGUGAAACCUCGAAUGCCAAUGAUAGUACAAUUGAUGAUGAGUCCAUUGAUUUCGACCUGUUGUUAAAAGAUAUAAAUACCCAUGAAAUACCAGAUACUGCAACGCUAGAUCAUGAAUCAGAGGUAGAUACACUUCGAUCAUUAUUACAACAUUCGAAUAAAAGUAUUGUUAAAUUAAGAUCAAAAAUCUUGAAUCUCAAAAAACAAGAAAUUGCAAAUAAAUCGAAAACAUCAAGUACAUCAUCAAUUUCGCAACGUACUCCAAUAAAUUCUUCAAUAAUCAAAAGAACAAUGGUCAAAUCAAAUAGAAAACAAUCCAAGAGAAAUUCAUUAAUAUCACCACUUAAAAAAGAUUCAACUUUCAGCAUAUACAACGAUAAUGAUAAAAGCGAUUUUGAAAAAUUCAGCAAUGCUGAUGAAGAAUGGGAAAACUUUUUAGGUGAAAACAUCCAACAUCCAACAUCAAAUAAGUCAUCACCAAAUAAACGAGGAGCCAACGACGUGUUGAAAUAUUUCGAAACUGAGGAUGAUACCACUAUCGAGAAUGAUGCAUCGAUACUUGAUGAAUCAUAUGUUGAGUCUCCAAUUAAAUCCAAGCAAGGUCAAAGACAAGAAGACAUUUCUCAAAGUAAAUUCAAUACUGAAUUAACCACUGAUCAAUUGGAGAAAAUUGCUGAAAGAAAAGGAUUGCAUUUGAUGACGAAUUUAGAGUAUCAAAAUUUGGUAGAUUCACAAAAGUCAAACAAAGACAAACUUGAUAAAAAUGCAAAGUUAUUAGAACUUAACAAAGUUGCCGGUUCAAUUAAUCAUACCGUUAUUCCAACAUCUGACUAUAAUUCAUUAAUUGAAAGUUCCAACAAUCCAUCUUUUGAACACCUCGCACUGAAAGCAGAAACAUUUAAUUCAAAAUUAAUCAAAAAAGAUGUUUUGAAAAACUUAGAAGAACCCAAUAAGCAUCAAGUCACAAAUUACGCCAAAAGACUCGGAUUAAGAGUUCUUACUGAAUCAGAAUUAAACGCGUUUAAAAAUCCAACUAAGGUUGAAAUUGAACAAAAGGCAAACAAGUUGGGCUUGAAAAUAUUAUCAGAAUCAGAAUUUCAAUCAUUGAAAAACCCAAAUCAUUCUCAGAUUAAAACACAAGCUAAAAGGUUAGAUUUUGAAUUAGUCUCCACAUCAGAUUUAAUGGUCUUGAAGAAUCCUGAUCAAGCAAAAGUUAAGGAGUUGGCACUGAAAUAUAAUCUACUAGCUAUUCCAUCUGAAGAGUAUCAUCAAACUAAGAAACAGAUGGAAAACCCAUCAAUUGAAUAUUUGAAAAAACAUUUAAGUACGCAUGAAUUUGCUGUGAUAGAAAAUGACAAAUUGAACAAUUUAAUUCAAAAAGUUGAAAAACCAACAAUUGUGGAUUUAAAAGCAAGUUGUGAAAAAAUGGAUAUGGUGGUUCUCAAUAAGAAUGAAUACAAGAUAUUGAAAGAAGAUCUGGUGCACAAUCAAAGUGUGGAUCAAUUAUCAAAAGUAAUAGCUGGUAAGGAUCAUGUCACGAUCUCGCAAGACGUGUACACUCAACUCAAAAAUCCUAGCCAGAAGGAACUUGUUAAAUUAGGACAAGCGAUGAAAUUGAAAGUUUUACCAGCUGAAGACUUCAAUAAUAUAACAACAGAGUUAAACUCUGUGAAAUCUAAGUUGGAAAAUCCUGAUAUGAAUGAAUUAAAAUUACAAGCUAAGAAAUAUGAUCAAGUAUUAUGUUCAGAUGCAGCUAUGAAAAAAUUGGAAUCAUUAGCUUAUUCGCCUGAUUUAUCUCACCUUAUUGAAUUAUUGAAAACUCAUGGAUAUACUCAUAUUAAAGAAUCUGAACUUCAAGAGCUACAAAGAUUCAAAUUGGCACCAUCUGAAAAAGAAUUGAAAGAAAAAGCUUCCAACUUGGGAUUCGAAUUGAUAAAUAAUGAUGACUUAAUGGAAUUGAAGAAGCAACUUAAUGAACCAACUUUGGAUUACUUAUCAUCGAAUUUAGAAAAACAUGAUUACACAGCAAUAAGCAAAGAUGAAAUCAAUAAACUUCGCAAUCCAACUCUUGAUGAAAUUAAAACACAAGCAUCCAAUCAUGAUCACGACAUCAUACUUAAUAAUGAAUGGGCCUCAUUGAGAUCAAUAAAGGAACAAUAUGACUCCCCUACAAUAGAAUAUUUACAAUCGAAGCUGAAAGUUUUGGAACAUUGUUUAAUAUCAAAGGAUCAAUGUCAACAAUUUGAUAAAUUGAAAAAUCCAUCAAUAGAAGAAAUAAUAGCUACAGGUAAAAAGCAUAAUCUUGCAGUAUUAAGUCAAGAUGAGUACAAUUUAAUUCAACAACAAAUAACUUCUCCAUCAAUUGAAUAUCUCAAGGAAAAGGCCUCAAUUUCUAACCUUGCUUUGAUCAAAGAUGAAGAAUUGAACAAAAUUAAAGAACUUGCACAUAAUCCAUCAAUCGAUCAUUUACAAACCCACGCAGAUAAAAACGAUUAUAAAUUCAUAUUAAACAAACGUUAUGAUGAAUUGGUUCAAACUGUUGAUAAACCAACAAUUGACUUCCUCAGUGAUGCUGCCAUUAAAAACAACCAUACAUUAAUAUCUACUGAAUCCUUCAACGACUUGAAAUCAAAAGCUGAAAUUCCGGAUCUUGAAAAACUACAUUCAUUAGCCGCUGCUAAUCAAUAUGUCUUAGUAACUAACAAGGAAUAUGCCGAGCUCAAACAAAUAACAGAUUCACCAACUUUAGAUUAUCUUACGGGUGUUUCUAAAAAUCUAGGUUAUGAACUUAUUAUGCAUGAAGAGUUAGCUCAGUUAAAAGAUCAAGCCAAUUCAAAAAAUAUUGAGCACAUCACAAAGUUGGCCAAUAAUGCAGGAUAUGAUAUAUUUGAAACAGAACAAUUGAGGACAUUACAAAAUACCAUGGAAGCUCCACUGGUUGAAUUUAUUAAGUCGAAGGCAAGUAAUUUGGAUCUCGUUGUUGCUGAUAAAUCAGAAUAUGAAAAAUUAAUUGAACCAUCUGAAUUUAAUAUUAAACAAGCUGCUGAAAAGUUGGAUUUACAUGUUUGUUCAGUUUCGGAAUUUAAAGAACUCAAACAUAAAUUAGAAAACCCAGAUUUAUCUUAUUUGAAAGAGUUUGCAUCUCAACAUGAAUCGUCGUUAAUCAAAGAUACUGAUUUGAAGGAUUUGAAGGCAAAAGCUUAUGAACCAAGUGUAGAUCAUAUUAAGGAAAUGAGUAAAAAACACGAUCAUAUAAUUUUACCUAUUGCGGAUUAUGAAGCAUUGAGUCAAUUAGCUGAAAACCCAUCAGAAGCUCAAAUAAGAAAGUCAGCAAAAUCAAAAGGAUUUGAAUUAAUUUCUGAAGAUGAAUUAAAAGAAUAUUUACAACCACCAAAACAUAUGAUACAAAAGCAUGCGUCUUUUUUAAAUAGUUCGAUCGUAUUGAAUGAAGAAUUACAAAGGUUAAAAGACAUUGAGAACAAACCUUCAUUGGAUUUCAUAAAAUUGAAAGCAGCCAAUGCUGAUCAUAUGUUAUUAACUUCGGCUGAACAUGCCGAAUUGGUGGUAAAAGCAAAUGACCCUACCAAAGAUCACAUUACUCAACAUGCUGAAAGAAUUGGGCUUGUGACCUUAUCUAAAGAUGAGUACAAGAAGUUGAAUGAUAACAUUGAAAACCCUACAGCUGAAUAUAUUAAAGAAAAAGCUUCUGCAAAAGGCUAUGAAAUAAUUGAAAAAAGCAAGCUUGAAAAUUUGAAAGAUAAUUUGGAUAAUCCCUCUUCAACGUAUUUGAAUGAAAAAGCUAAAAUUUAUAAUUCAUCUUUAGUGGAUGAUGAUUUAUAUAAAGAGUUGAGCAAUAUUGUUAAAAAUCCUACACUUAAUAUGCUUGAGGAAAAAGCAAAAGUCUAUAAUUGUCAAAUUAUAAAGGCCGAAGAAUUGGAAGAAUUGAAAAGCUAUAAAAAUAAACCGACUAAAGAGAAUGUAGAAGCUGCAGCGAAAUCAAUAAAUAUGAUAGUGUUGGAUCAAUCGGAAUUUAAGAAAUUGAAGGAAAGUUUGGACUCACCAACUAUCGAAUACAUCACGGAUAAUGCAAAUAAAUUGAACUAUAGUGUUGUCGAAACUACUGAAUACAACAAAUUAGUCACCUUAAUCAAUUCACCUUCAAAAGAACAUAUAGAAGAACAAGCACAAUCUGUAGGUUUGGUCAUUUUGCCUAAAAUAGACUAUGAGAAACUAUUAUCUAAAAUUGAAAAUCCAACAGUCAAACAGUUAGGUACUUCAGCUGAAAAGUUUAAUAUGCAAUUGAUUGGAACUAGUGAAUUAGGUGUUUUGAAAAACCAAGUUGAUAAACCAAGCUUAGAUCAUUUAAAAAUGAAGGCUAAAAGUCACAAAAUGGAAUUGGUAAAAUCAGAUGAAAUUUUGUCGCUUAAAGAGCAGAUUGAAAAACCAAGUGAUAGAUAUUUGGCUGAUAAAGCUUCCUCAAUUGAUCAUACGUUAAUCGGAAAUGCAGAAUUAGAACAAUUGAAAACUAAUGUUGAAAAUCCAUCGAUUGAAUAUUUGAAAAUCAAAGCUGCUUCAAAAAAUUACAAAGUCAUUGAUGAUGCAAAAUUUACUAAAAUGGAAGAAACCAUCAAUUCUCCAUCUCUUGAAUUUUUGAAAGCUAAUGCAAAUAAGAGUCACAUGGUGGUCAUCAGCGAUGAAGAGUAUCAAUCUCUUCUGGAACCAAAUGAGGAUUUGUUGAAUACAAACGCUUCAAAAUUAGGAUUUGCACUUGUCAAAAAACCAGAGUUACUACAGUUGAAAAAGAAGUUGGAAAUGCCCAAUAUUGAAUAUUUAGAGGAAAAAUCAAAUGCUUUGGAUUACAAGGUUAUAUCAAAUACUGCAUUUGCUAACUUAAGGUCCCAAAUCGAUCAACCUACGAAUGAAUAUUUAAUUGAAAAAUCUGCUUUGGGUGGAUUUAAAUUAAUAAAGGAUGAUAUUUAUAAGACUUUAAAAGAUGAAGCUGAAACCCCAAGUAAGGACCACAUUAUUGAUAAAUCCAAUAGGUUAAAUCUCAAAGUUUUGGAGGUGAAAGAGUAUGAAGAAAUGAUUCAUAAAAUUAAUAAACCAUCGUUGAAAGAACUUCAAGAGAAAUCAAAAAUAUAUGGUCAUGUCACAAUUCCGAUUGCUGAACUUGAAAAGUUACAACAUUAUCAACAAACUCCAAUUACUGAGAUUGCAAAAAGUCAAAAAAUGGUGGCUAUACCAGAUCAAGAAUACUUGGAUUUACAGCAAAAAUCAUCGAGGUCUUUAGAGGAGUUUGCUGAGACAAGUGGUAAAAUUGUUGUUUCACCAUCAUUGUUCCAAGAGUUGAAAGUUAAAUCCACAAAGUCUAUAGAGGAACAUGCAAAGGAAAAGAACAAAGUUUUAUUAUCACCAGAAGAAUAUUCAGCUCUUAAACAAAAGGAAAGUAGAUCAUUGGAAGAUGUAGCUAAAGAACUGAAUAUGGUUGUCAUAUCUCCUAUUGAAUUGACGAAUUUGAAAAUCGAAGCGGGAAAGAGUCUAACCGAACGAGCUAAAGAAAGUAAUAUGGCAUUGUUGACCAAUGAUGAAUAUGAUGAAUUGAAUUCUUUAAUCAAAAACCCAAACUUAAGUACGUUGAAAGAGUCUGCAAAGAACCAAAAUUAUGAAUUAAUAUCCAUCGAAGAAUUAGAAAGUCUUAAGAGUUUGGCAGAUCAAUCUUUUGAGCUGAAAGCAGCUGGUGAUGGUUACACGGUGGUCGAAAUUACAAAUUUGAGACAAUUGGACGCAGAAAGUGCCAUAGCUUCAGGAUAUUUUGUCAUACCAACAAGUUCAUAUCAAAACUUUGUUAAAUUUUUGAAAAGUCCAUUUGAGAUUUCAAUUGGUCUUGAAGAAAUUAUUUUGUCCCCCAAAUCUAGAUUUAUCGAAUUAACUGAAACAGAAAAGUCUCCUUCUUUAGAAUUUAUAACUUCGAAAGCCGAAGCAUUGAAUCAUGUUGUUGUUGCGGAAAAUGAUUAUUCCAUGUAUGUUAGUAAUUUCCAUGAUCCUGAAAUCUCAUUUUUGGAAGAAAAAGCAGCCAAAAAUAAUAACAAAAUUAUCAGUUUACCUGAAUUUGAUAGUUUGCUCAAUAAAUUGAAGUCUAGUGAAAGUGAGAAGGAAACUGCUUCUUGCCAAAUUUUAAAUCUCAAAAAUCAAUUAUCUCAAGCACAAACGGAAAAACAAGGUGAGUUGGAAUUUGUAAAUAAUCAAAUGACGAAAUUAGAGAAGGAAAAAGAGGAAGCCAUUAAAGAACUAGACAUUGUGAAGAAGACAUUACAAAAUCCUCAAUUUUCAUACAUUCAAGACAAAGCAAACGAACACGAAUCGGUGGUCAUUGAUGAAUCGAAGUACAAUGAAUUAAUAUUGAAAGCCACUGAAAGUUUGGAUGAUAAAGCUACUGCAGCAGGUUUUGUAUUAGUGGAAAGUUCUAGAUAUAAUUCAAUGAAUGAAGAUUUAACAAAAUUACAAAACGAUUAUCAAAAAUCCAUCAAUCUUAGAUCAAAAUUGGAAGUUCUGAAUAUAGAAUUGCAAAAUUCGAACUCAAAUUUGACUGAGAAUUUGAAUAAUCCUUCCUUAAAUUAUUUAAAUUCAAAAGCUGAAUUAUUCGACCUGAAAGUUGUUGUUAUGUCAUUUUUCAAUAAUCUUGAGGCAAUUGUUGCUGAUCCAACAAAUGAGCAAAUCACUGAAAUAGCUGAAAGUUUGGGAUUGAAAGUUUUACCAUCUGAUGAUUUGUUGAAACUAAAUGCGAAUGCUAAUAAGUCAUUGCUUCAAAAAGCGGAGGAGCAACAGAUGAAAAUUCUACCAAUUCAAGAGUUUGAAUCAUUAAUGAAUAAUUAUCAAAGUUUGGAACAGGAUAAUUCAAAUCUUAGUAAAAAGAUUAACAACCCUGAUUUGAUUUUUUUACAAGAGCAUUGUGAAAAAAUGGGACAACUAAUGUUGAAUAAGGAUUUGGUGCAUGUUAUUAAAGGGGACUGUGAAAACUCAGAAAUUCCUUCAAAAGCUGAGAACGUAUUAUUAAGUAAAGCGAACUACGACAAUUUAAAUAGAUCGGAUCUCGAAACUAUACAAUCCCGAGCAAAAGCUCUUUCUCAUGAUAUAAUACCAGCAAAGGAACUUGAAACUUUUAAUGAAAUGAUUAAAAAGCUUCACGCCAGCACGAAUGAAGCACCAGCAGCGGAUUUGUCGAGUGAUAAAGAUCAAGACAUUACAGAAACAAGUGAUAGUCGAGACGGAGUUACAGUACUAGAUCAAAUUUUGACAGAAAAGAAAUUGCUUCUGUCGAAACAAGUUGGGUCGGAAAACACCAUUCUUUCGUUAAAUGAACAGAUUGAAGAAUUGAAGCGUGAAUUGAAUGAUAGUGCCUAUACUGCAAAUGUUGAAAAAUCUCCACAUGGCGAGAAAUUAUUAUCCAUACCUGAAGAUCAAUACGUUGCCACAACAACUAAUCCAAUUCCUGACGUUGCUAAUGUUAAAGUUAUUCCGAUCACGUAUUUUAAUCAGUUAUUAAAAUUCAAAUCUACAAGUAUUGACAAAAUCACUAGAGAAGAGUUUGAAAAGUUUGCAUUGAAAAAAGGAUUUGUGCCAAAAGAAGAAGUUAAGCAAUUCACUCCUCCAGCUACUGUUUUAGAGAAUCAUGAAACACAAACGCCUCCACAUAAAAUUAUCAGUUCAACCACUGCUUUUGCACCAACAAUUCAAAGAGGUGUGCCACAAUCUCAAUCAAUUAGGUCCAAUUUAUCAGAACGUUCUAUAGCGGGUGCUUCUAUCAGAUCAAAUGCAGUAUUCUCAAUGGCCACUGAUGUCUCUUUCACAGAUAAAUCAAUGAUUCCUGCAAUAACUCAAGUUGUAAUCGGAGAAUAUUUGUUCAAGUAUUAUAGAAAAUUUGGUUCUGCAUUGAGUGCAAUAGCUUCAACUAGACAUGAAAGAUAUUUCUGGGUUCAUCCUUAUUCUUUGACUUUAUAUUGGACGGAAAACAAUCCAGUUUUAUCAAGCUCAACAUCAAGUAAGACAAGAGCAGCUGCUAUUUUGGGAGUUGAAAGUAUUGAUGAUAACAAUCCAUUGCCAACAGGUUUAUAUCACAAAAGUAUUGUUGUUCAUUCGACUGAUAGAUCCAUCAAAAUUACUUGCGCUACAAGACAUCGUCAUAAUAUCUGGUACAAUGCCCUUCGUUAUUUAAUUAAUAGAAACAUUGAUGAGUUAAUAGUUGACGAGGACGAAAAUGACAAUGAUUUUGACAGAAAGAAUAAUCAUAUUUCGGAUCCUCAUUCACCAUCAACUUUUCAUCCUCCUAAAUCAGAAUCUCAUAGAAAUUUGGAAAGUUUGCUAGAUACUGGUGAUAGAAGAGCUUAUCCUAGACCGAAGAGAAAAAGUUCACAACAAUUUUUAGUCACACCUCCAUCAACUUCAUCUGGUAGAUUAUCAAGAAUGCAAUCAUUAAGAAAAAAUGAUUAA